Molecule: messenger RNA, 942 nt
Organism: Cordyceps militaris CM01
Lineage: Eukaryota; Fungi; Ascomycota; Sordariomycetes; Hypocreales; Cordycipitaceae
Product: NAP family protein
Exons: 3
Coding region: 1-942 (313 amino acids)
Biological process (GO): nucleosome assembly
Cellular component (GO): nucleus; chromatin
Molecular function (GO): chromatin binding; histone binding
Source: RefSeq, a predicted model, not a curated record
AUGGCCGACGACAAGAUGGAGUUUUCCGUCUCCUACAGCAAGCUCCAGGAGCUCGAGGAUGACUUUGAGGAUGUCGAGGUUGAGCUCCUCCGUCAGCAGGCCAAGCUGUCCGCCAAGCUCUACGAGAAGCGCGCCGCCACCAUUGCCGACAUCCCCAACUUCUGGCCCCUCGUCCUCGAGCAGUCGCCGCCCGACAUUGACGAGUACAUUCAGCCCACCGACUCGGCCGUGCUGCUCAACCACCUCGUCGGCCUCGACGUCGACCGCUUCGAGCUGCCCUCGGGCGGCGACCCUCGCAGCGUGCGCAUCACCAUGACCUUUUCCGAAAACGAGUACUUCUCCGACAAGUCCCUCUCCAAGCAGUUUUGGUGGCGCUACGCCAAGGACGGCUGGACCGGCCUCGUGUCGGAGCCGGUCCGGAUCAACUGGAAGUCCAAGGACAAGGACCUGACGCAGGGCCUGCUGGACCUGGCCGUGCAGCUGCACGCCGCCGAAAAGGCCGCCGGCCAGAAGCUGGCAGACGAGGCCGAGCCCAAGGCGUCGCUGCUGGCCCUCAUCGAGUCGACGGGGCUCGGCGGCGUCUCUUUCUUCGCCUGGUUUGGCUUUGCCGGACGCGCCGUCUCCGCCGAGGAGUCGGCCGAGGCGUUCAAGGUCGAGCAGGAGAAGCGACAGAAGCGCAGGGCGGGCGAGGAUGUCCCCGAGGACGACGACGACGAUGAGGACGACGAUCUCGACGAGUAUGACACGGAGAUCUUCCCCACCGGUGACGACCUCGCCGUCAGCCUCGCCGAGGAUGUCUGGCCCAACGCCAUCAAGUACUUUAUCACCGCCAUGGAGCACGACGCCCUCUCCGAUAUCGACUUUGAGGACGACGAUGACGACGAGGACGAGGAGAUGGAGGAGGCUGACGGCGAGCACACCUCCAAGAAGCGCAAGGCGUAG